UUUUUCUUUUUUUUAACAAGUUCAAGGCACGUAAAUAUAAUAAGUUAAUAAUAAUUUUGGUAUCAACUUUGUUCACAGAUGCUGCUUCUCAUUAUAAUUUGAUUGACUCUGCUUUCUUUCGUUUAUAUAAUAGAAAUGGCUCUUAUAUUGAUACAAAUGUUAGAAACGCUAGUGUAUUGCUACCUUACAUAGAAAAAAAUAAUAGUUUAUUAGUACUUUAUAUUACUGGCUAUACAUAUGACAUCGAUUCUGAGAAUGUUAAACUCAUAACGGGUGUGUAUUUAAAUUACACGCAGCAUAAUAUCCUAGCUCUUGAUUAUCGAAGUAUCACACAAGCAAAUUAUUUAACAGCUGUAUAUGCGAUUAACGAUCUCGGCAAACUUGUUGCUGAUGCUUUAAAUUCAUUGGUAAAUGGUGGCGUAGAUUCGGAAAUGAUACAUAUAAUUGGACACUCGCUAGGUGCACAACUUGCAGCAAGAAUUGCUCGCAAUGUGAACUUUGUAAUACCUAGAAUAACAGGUAUUCUUUAUAAUGAAUCUUUAUAUUUUUAAUGUCCAUUAAGUUUAAUGGC
Messenger RNA from Apis dorsata (giant honeybee), 571 nucleotides. RefSeq lists its product as uncharacterized. The record is from RefSeq and is a predicted model, not a curated record. The annotation marks the transcript as partial. The transcript is spliced from 3 exons. NCBI's taxonomy places the organism in Eukaryota, Metazoa, Arthropoda, Insecta, Hymenoptera, Apidae. Gene Ontology annotation, molecular function: lipase activity.